CUACCAACCUCAAAAAUGUUCAAACUUUUGAUCUUCGCCGCUCUCCUGGCUUUCGCCGUCGCCAAGCCGCUAGUGGUGAGCUACUCAGCUCCAUAUGCAGCGUACACCGCUCCCGUGGCAGCGGCGUACACUGCUCCCGUCGCCUACUCUGCAUACAGCGCCUACUCUCCGUACUACUCCGCCUACACCUACGCAGCCCCGUACUCUUACUACGUUAUCGCAGUUGCCCUCGCCGCCUUGUUGGCUGUAGCUGUCGCUAAACCCAGCGUCGCUGUUGCCCCUCUCGCCUACUCGUACUCCGCUCCUUUGGUGUCGGCUUACUCCGGAUCUUACUUGCCGUCCAGCUACGGUUACGGCUACGGCUACCCCUCUGCCUACUCGUACUCCCCUGUCUCCUACUCCUCAGUAGCUGCUGUCAGCCCAGUGGUAUCCGCCUACAACGCACCAGUGGCCUACUCCGCUCCCGCCUACUCUUCUUACCCUGGCUACUCUGCGUACCCCAGUUACUACAACGGCUUGUCCGGCUACAGUGCGUACUCUCCCCUCAGCUAUAGCAGCUAUGUGAGCCCUUCUUCCCUGUACUGGAAAAAGAAGUGAAAUACUAAACGAUGACAAGGCAAUGAAUUAAUGGAUUAAAGAACUUUUUAUAUAUA
This is a messenger RNA of Manduca sexta (tobacco hornworm), 653 nucleotides long. RefSeq names its product cuticle protein 12.5. The record is from RefSeq and is a predicted model, not a curated record. NCBI's taxonomy places the organism in Eukaryota, Metazoa, Arthropoda, Insecta, Lepidoptera, Sphingidae. The transcript has 3 exons. Bases 16 to 597 code for a protein of 193 amino acids.